Carassius carassius (crucian carp) is the source of this 2324-nucleotide messenger RNA. RefSeq lists its product as uncharacterized. The record is from RefSeq and is a predicted model, not a curated record. NCBI's taxonomy places the organism in Eukaryota, Metazoa, Chordata, Actinopteri, Cypriniformes, Cyprinidae. Gene Ontology annotation, molecular function: protein binding. The coding region runs from base 13 to 2052 and encodes 679 amino acids. The transcript has 3 exons.
UUUAUUCAGUCAAUGCCAUCACCAAAGCAGGAACACAAGACGUACAACAAAAAGCAGUAUUGCCUUUAUUGCUUUAAGCCAUAUUCAAAAAUGGCCAGACACCUUGAAUUUGUCCAUCGCAAUGAAGUGGGGGUUGUAAAGGCAGUAGCAUUUCCAAAACAUUCCAAAGAAAGACGAGUCCAGUUAAACCUCCUUAGAAAAAGGGGCAACUUUGCCCACAACACCGAUGUGGUGAGACAAGGACAUGGGGAGAUGAUUGCCUGCUACCGUCCAAAAAAUAGACAAAGAGCCAAUGAAUUUAUUCACUGCAUUUACUGCCAAGGGCUUUAUAACAAGCGUAGCCUUUGGAAACAUAUCAAAAACUGUCCCCUGAAACCAAAAAAUGAGGAUGCCCAGGGCAGGAAAAGAGUUCGAUCCCUGUGUGCUCUAAACACACCAGUCGGCUUAGAAGUGAGCAAAGGAUUUAAGAAAGUACUCUCCUUUAUGAACUAUGAUGAAGUUUCGCGUGUAGUUCAUACUGACAGAUGCAUCAUGCAGCUGGGGGAGCACAUGUUCAACAGGAUGGGGUCUGAUGUGACCAAACAUGACUACAUCAGACAGAAGAUGAGAGAAGUAGGCAGACUUCUUCUUGAAGCAAGGAAGAUUACCCCACUGAGAACAAUGGUAGACUUCAUCAUACCAACUAACUUCAAACAUGUCAUAGCAGCUGUUAAAGUUGUAUCUGGCUAUGAUGAAGAGAAAAACUCCUACCGCAUUCCUUCUUUAGCUCUCAAACUUGGGCAUUCUUUAAACAAGAUAUCUAGCAUUGUUGAGAGCAAUGCCAUGAUGUAUGGAGAUCAUGAGCGUGCUGAGUGUGCCCGAGACUUCAGGAAAAUACACCAGGCAAGGUGGAAUGAGUACAUUUCUGCUGGUGCUAUAACUACAUUGAAAGAAGCCAAGUGGAACACACCACAGAUCAUUCCUUUCACUCAGGAUGUCAAAGUCCUGCACACACAUCUUGAAAAGAAACACAAUGAGCUCCUAAGUAAGCUCAGAUCUUGCCCUUCUGCUGACAGCUACGCUGCUCUAGCCAAGGUCACGCUGUCCCAGGUCAUCCUGUUCAACCGAAGGAGAGAAGGUGAGGUAUCCCGGAUGCUUUUGUCAGCUUUUAAAAGCAGGGAUACUUCUGAGCUACACGAAGACAUUGCCAUCUGUCUGUCUGAGUUUGAGAGGAAGCUGUGUCUGCACUUCUCAAGAGUUGAGAUCCGUGGUAAACGAGGGAGAAAGGUUCCUGUGCUCCUCAAGCCUUCCAUGGUUUCUGCCAUGGAGCUGCUUGUUGAAACGCGUGAGCUUUGUUGUGUUCCAGCAGAGAAUCCCUUUAUGUUUGCUAGGUGUGGAGCAAUGUCUGCCUACAGAGGAGGAGAGUGCAUCAACAAAGCUGCUUGCGAAUGUGGCAUAAAGAACCCUGAAGCACUGUCAUCAACUAGGCUCAGGAAACACAUAGCAACCAUGUCUAAAAUUCUAAACCUUAAUGAGAAUGAAGCAGACCAACUGGCUGAUUUCCUUGGUCAUGAUAUCAGAAUCCACAGACAGUAUUAUCGGUUACCAGAGGGAACACUGCAGCUGGCAAAAAUGAGUAAAGUCCUAAUGGCCAUGGAGAAAGGAACACUGUCUGACUACAAAGGAAAGAAACUUGAUGACAUUGAAAUCGACCCAAAUGAGCAACUUGAGGCCCAAGGUGAUUCCAUGUCAAGUGAUGAGGAGGAUUCCAGUGACCUAUCUCAGUCAACAGCACCAGUAAAGACUGAUCAACCCGUUCAAUCUGAUCAAGCUGUUUCACAGGAGGAUCAAGGUUCUUCAAAUGCUCCAAAAAAGAAAUGGGAGGACAGUGAGGUAAAAGCAGUAGAGAGACACAUGAUGAGUUUCAUCAAGACAUGCAAAGUUCCUGGUAAGCAAGACUGUGAAAGAUGCAUUCACGCAGAGCCAGAAGCUUUGAAGCAGCGAACAUGGACUGGUGUGAAAAAUUAUGUGCGGAACAAGAUCACGACUCUUAAAAGAAAGGGUGGUUUGUAGGGAGGCACAAACACUUCAACACUUUGCACAUUAUGCUCUUUUUGUAGGAAAUGGAGCUAAAUUAAAAGAAAUGAGGAUAAAGGUGUAGAAAUAUUUUGUGGAUGGAAUGAAACAGAAUAUAAAGUGAAAAGUAAGAGUAUAAGAAGGCUAAUGAAGAAGUAGAGGAUAGUAAGAGUCAAUUUUCUUUGUUCAGUUUCAAUGAAGUUGGAUGAAAUGUCAUGUUAAACUUUUUGAUAUUUCUGUCAUAGAGGGAGGGGAGAAUGUAAAGAUGA